UUUUUAUAAUUAUCACUUUAAAAUAAAUUAACUUUAAACAAAAUUAAAUUACCAAUUCUAAAGUAUCAAUUGCUAUUCAAGGAAAUAAAUACAGUGGUGAUACAACACUAUAUGACAUACAUCAUAGUUUAAACUGGGUUUACUUAACAUUGAAAAUAAGUAUAAUGUGUAAAUUUGCAUAUUACAUUUGACAGUUUAAAUACAACUAUAGUUACAUCUUUGUGGCCAUCACAUGGAAUGAUUGAAUUCUAAUUUUUGACAAGAUAUUUAUGUAACUAAUUAAAAGGGUAUAUCAUAUAUCACCGGAAAAUUUUAUUUAAUAUGCUGAUUUAAUGACAAUAUUAUCGGAACAGUCGAUUCAUAUCAGAAAUCAGCAUUCAAGGAAUUCGCAGAUAUCAGAAUGAAACCGUGGACACAUUACGGUUUGUUGACGCCGCCUUAUUGCAUCAGAGGCGGCACUAGGCCAGAAAACGUCAACCAGGACCAUCUGUUUCUUUCAAUGCCAGUCUCCGCCCAUGGCGUUCACCAUGACCCUCUACUGCAUUCGUAUUGGCCACGCCCCCUCUCUGUCUACGAGGAGGCCAACGGGUUAGCCGGCACAGUCUUUAAGCCGGUGGCCAUUCGAUUGACCAACAUCUAUGCUGGCCUUCCUUUAUCUCUGAGCCUCGUCGGUCAGUGUAGAGCCUUGGAGCCAAACUACGGAGCCAGACCUGUGGGGCUAGAAGACAUUGAAGGCCAGCCCAACAGAGCGCACCAGUUUCCUUUUAUCCCCCAGGAAAUUAGUGGUCCAAACACCAACUACUUAAGAGAAUUCAUGUCCCUUCAGCCAUCCCAUUUCUCAUAUCCGAGCCACACUUCUUCGUCCGAGAUGAAUCAGAAGCUCAAAGAUCUUUUGCACUUCCGCCAAGAGCUCCUUCAAGACAGAGCGCUUUGUUUGGACUCUCACGGAAUCCCAAUCUGCUACGGUAACCUGCAGCCUAGAGCUUCUAGCGAGGCUGCUUCACAGUCAUCUAACGAGGCAUCUAAAAAAGGCCAAACAGAAAGAAGUCUAGCCUCCACACCUGAACCAAACGCAGAAGAGAUUUCCUCGCUGCUAAGGCAGAACACGACAGGACGUGGCGUCGACGAUGUCAAGCUAAAACAUAACAAUAAAACCUUCGCAAAAGCUCAGUCCAACACUCUCUUGUUUAAGAAAUCAAGAAGGAAAUUCGUGUCCUCACUCUCUAAAUUUAAAAAACAGAAUGUUAACAAAGUUAAAAAUAGCAAUGAAAAUGUGUGUGCUGAUGCCAAUGUCAACGAAAAUAAGAUGGCGGACACUUCAGACAAUCUUGUCUCAUCUUCAUCGUCUCGGGUUGAUGCGAUUGAUACCAAAAAAAUGAAAAUGUCAGGACUAGCCAGUCUGUUAAUAACAGAAGGUCAAAGGUCUUUGACGACACUCGCUAAUGAUUUAUCCAAUCAAUCAGCAGACGAGAACGUUGAAUCACGUUCGGGCUCAGCACACAUGUAUCAGUCACUGGUAUCCCCUGGCGACGACCGGAAGUCGUUCAGCUGCCCGCAAUGCAGGUACACGACUGACCGGAAGAACAACCUGAAGCGACACGUGGUCACGAUGCACCAGGAGAGCUCCAAGACCCUGGAGUGCUGCGGCGUGGUGUUCCAGAGCAAGGCCUUGUUGCGUGACCACAACUCCGUGUUCCACAGGGGCGGCUACAGGUGCCAGGUCUGCUCCAGAAACUUCUGCAGGAAAGCGCUACUGAGGCGCCACCUGACGGUUCACAGUGGACAGAAGGACUUCUUCUGCGCCCUUUGUGGCUACGCCACUAGUCACAAAAGCAAUCUGGAGCGACAUCAAAAAGUUCACACUAAAAAAGAUCCUAGCGAUACCAGAUUAAAAAGAGAGUGUUCAUUUAAAAAGAGUAUUACAAAUGAAAUCAGAAGACCGUCCACAGACACUAAUGGAACACUUAAGUUUAUCUCAAAAAAGAAAUUAGAAUUCGCUGAGAAGGGUCUUACAAACUCAACCAAUAUCUCUAACUCUCUCACUUCAAAUCGAGAGAGGCCGUUCGUAGAAAAAGCUGACGUCAACAAAACGAAAUGCAAAGAUUCUCACACUGGUGAACAAUGUAUGGUUUCUGGCAACACUUCUUUGCGCUCAUAUUUUUCAUCAGACUCGUUUCGACCGAAAAAUUUUCCAUCGGAAACCGGCCAAAAUUUAGCCACCAAACAAGACAGCGUUCUCGUCUGGUCUAUGUUAGAUUCAGCGUCAUCGGAUCAUCCGUCAAAUGUUAAAGCAAGAGACGCCAAUGGAAUGGGGGGCAGUAACGAGGUGGCUAAUAUGGUAAUUAGGACAAAUGCGACGUCGUCCGAUAUACGAAAACGUUUGUUUCCUGUGCGCUACGAAUGUUCGGACUGUGGCAGACGAUUUAAGAUCCAAAGUGAUUUAAGUUUGCAUGAGAGGCAGUGUAUGCCGCGAGACUAAUAGAAGGUCACGAGAUUCAACUUAGGUCACGAGAUUCAGUGUAGGUCACGAGAUUUAAUGUAUGUUCAAUGUAUGAGAUUCAGUGUAGGUAAUGAGAUUCGAUGUAGGACAUGAGAUUCAAUGUAUGUAAUGAGAUUCGAUGUAGGACAUGAGAUUCAAUGUACGUAAUGAGAUUCGAUGUAGGACAUGAGAUUCAGUGUAAGUAAUGAGAUUCGAUGUAGGACAUGAGAUUCAAUGUAUGUAAUGAGAUUCGAUGUUGGACAUGAGAUUCAAUGUAUGUAAUGAGAUUCGAUGUAGGACAUGAGAUUCAGUGUAUGUAAUGAGAUUCGAUGUAGGACAUAAGAUUCAGUGUAGGUAAUGAGAUUCGAUGUAGGACAUGAGAUUCAGUGUAGGUAAUGAGAUUCGAUGUAGGACAUGAGAUUCAAUGUAUGUAAUGAGAUUCGAUGUAGGACAUGAGAUUCAAUGUAUGUAAUGAGAUUCGAUGUAGGACAUGAGAUUCGGUGUCGGUAAUGAGAUUCGAUGUAGGACAUGAGAUUCAAUGUAAAUCAUGAUAUUCAAUGUCGAUAAGAUUAAAACCAAAGGUCACAGUGUAGGGAACAAGAUUCAAACGUAAGCAACGAUGUGUUAUUUAGGUCAUGAUAUUCUAAUUUUAGAAUAUAUAUGUUUUGCAUUUCGUGAUGGUCAAAUCCGGUCCUAAUAUGCAAUUAUUGUCCAGACUGCAUUGUAGGUCACAAUAGGUCUUGUUUUGAGAUUACAAUAUCUGAAACAUCUAAGUAAAAGCCUCUAGUCAACUGUUUUUGUUUUGUUUUACAUGUUUCGGAUGUUCCUUCAGAGUUGAAGAUAAUUUACUUCCUAGUCCAAACCUCCCGCAGGACGACGGGGGAUGGUAGCGGGCAGGGUUUGAACCCUCGACCGUCGAUAAAUCCGAACGACAGUCCAGCGCGCAAACCGCACGACCAGGCAGCCAUCCAGAGAAUUGUGAUACAAAGCCCUUUGGCUCCUGAUAGACUCGAAGACAACACCCACAAUGCUAUGGUUUGUUUAUUUGAAAUUAUUUGAACUAUUUCCACUUCGUUGAUUCAAAAAAAAUCUGAAUUUUUAGAAAGUUCUGGUCAGUUUCGGAUAAAUGAGAGGAAAUGGGUAAUGCUCUUGGUCGUUGUACUGGCCAUAUGAAAUCCUUGUAGGCCCUGGCAACAGAUGAACCUGAGGUCAACUGCUUUGCAGACUGUAACAUCUCUAUUACGAAAACUUAAAUUGCAUUUAAGAACUUAAUUAUAUUCGUAGUGUUUUGUUUCUGAAACUAAAAGCUUUUAAAUAAUGCAUUUUCGCCAGCUGUCAAUGGGUUAAUGAGAUUAUAUAUUUGCUAGUCUUCAUUGAGUUAAUGAAACUCAGGAGUUUAUAACUUCUCCGCUAUAAAUAUUUAUACAAUUUAUAACUAAUGGAUGAGCUGAUUCUUACAUUUUAGAUAUAUCAGAAAUUUUCCUCAUUUAGAUCUAUGCUUUUAUUUAUUUAUUUUUAUUUUUUUCUUUGAAUUGUUUUUUUUAUUUUGUUCGAAAAAUAAAUUAGACAAAUAGUCUUCUAUAAGAUACACUUUAUGAAACUAUUGGUGAAAUAAAAAUGUAUCUCUAUUUACUGAACAUAUUGUUAUAAACCUGGUGGUGGCACAGAUGGGGGUAGUGGUGUGUGUGUAGUCAGCCGACGCAAAUUGCCCCAGGUCAGCGCUAGACGAGCGGUCAACCGUGACGAGUUACGACGGUCAACCGAGACGGGUGUCAAGUGACGGCUCGGCAAGGAUCGGCGUCGUGAACAUAGCUCAGGGGCGUCAAGAGGGAUGUAGUCAUGUGACGAAACUAGAAACGUCAAGCGAUGUUCCGACCGGUUCUAGAAGGCCAGCAGGGACCCUAUAUAAAGAUCGGAGGUGUCGCAGUCAAGACGGUUCAGAGCCCAGUCGACUACAGCACAGUUCAGUGUGGUUCAGCGGUGUGGUUCUGUACGGAGCAUUACGACGGUUUAGUGUGGAGUACUAUCAAGUACAGUUGAGACGAACGGCGUCUUGAUCUUGGUCUGUGAUCGAGUCCGACACAACGAGCCCAGUGUGUGAAGUCAGUCCUGAACUGUUGAACCCAGUGCAAGCCCGGAACGAGACGGAGAGGCCAGUGCAAGAGUUGAUACGGCGGUACGGCUAUUAACAGAGAGAUAUGUGUACGUGUUGCCAAUUGUUCA
This is a messenger RNA of Biomphalaria glabrata, 4702 nucleotides long. RefSeq names its product zinc finger protein 418-like. The transcript is spliced from 2 exons. The record is from RefSeq and is a predicted model, not a curated record. NCBI's taxonomy places the organism in Eukaryota, Metazoa, Mollusca, Gastropoda, Planorbidae. Gene Ontology annotation, cellular component: nucleus. Bases 401 to 2479 code for a protein of 692 amino acids.